AUGUCCGCACAGAACAAGGACCUCGACGCGGCCGUUCUGGCCUACCUUAUCUCCCGCGGCCUCACCCGCUCCGUCAAGGCUUUCGAGAAGGAAGCCAGUGCCACCCAGGGUACUGAGGGUGAGCUUGAGCGCGUGUGGGCCAAGGGCACCGAGGGCGCCAAGGAGGAUGUCGAGAUGAAGAGCUCCGACUCUGACUCGGACUCUGACUCGGACUCGGACUCCGACUCUAGCAGCUCCAGCUCCAGCUCCUCGAGCUCUUCCAGCUCAAAGGCCAGCUCCAAGUCUAGCUCGAAGAGCAAGGAGACUGUCGAGGGCAUCAUCUCGGUCAAGGACGCCGCCAAGAUCCCGCUUCCUGAGAGCGACAGCGACUCGAGCUCCGACUCUGGCAGCGACAGCGACGACGAGUCGUCCUCGAGCUCCGACAGCUCGGACUCCGACUCCGACUCUGACUCGGAUGACGAGGAGUCCGGCUCUUCCGGCUCGUCGACCCUUCCUCCUCCCAAGAGCGACAAGGAGGCUUCCUCGUCUUCGUCUUCGUCCUCUGAUUCCGACUCCGACUCUGACAGCGACAGCGGUGACGAGAGCGACUCUUCGUCUUCAUCUUCCUCCUCGUCUUCCUCCUCUUCGUCGUCUUCUUCAUCCUCGUCUUCUUCUUCCUCCUCUUCGUCUUCUUCGUCCUCCUCGUCUUCCUCCUCCGACAGCGACUCGUCUUCCGACAGCGACUCUUCGUCCGAGUCUGAGGAGGAGGAGCCCAAGAAGGCCGGCAUUGGUGCCAAGCGCGCUCGCUCGCCCUCGUCCUCCUCGUCUUCUGCUUCUUCCGACGAGCCCGCCAAGAAGCGCGUGAAGGAGGCGUCCACCUCGGCCUCGUCCUCUUCCGCUCCCUCGUCGACCUCGACCCCCGCCUUCACCCCCUCGGGUACCUCGACUCCUCAGGGUGGCAAGAAGCCGAGGGGCGGACAGGGACAGCGCUUCGAGCGUAUCAAGCAGGAGAAUGUCACCUUCCACGACGCUCGUCUCAUGGACAACAGCUUUGACGCUCACAUCCGUAACGGAGCUAACCCGAACGACUUCGGUGCCCGUGCUUCGCGCGACCUGAUCGUCACGCGCGGCGACGGCUUCCGCAAGGAGAAGAACAAGAAGAAGCGCGGCUCGUACGGCGGCGGCCUCAUUACGCUUGAGUCCCACUCGAUCAAGUUCGACGACUAG
This is a messenger RNA of Trichosporon asahii var. asahii CBS 2479, 1206 nucleotides long. Its product is annotated as chaperone. The record is from RefSeq and is a predicted model, not a curated record. The coding region runs from base 1 to 1206 and encodes 401 amino acids. The transcript has 3 exons. Gene Ontology annotation, molecular function: protein binding. Gene Ontology annotation, cellular component: nucleolus; nucleoplasm. NCBI's taxonomy places the organism in Eukaryota, Fungi, Basidiomycota, Tremellomycetes, Trichosporonales, Trichosporonaceae.